AUGUUCACUGAGAAGACUAACACUGCUGUACCUCAGAAGCCAGGACAGAAGAAGACAAGACCUCAGGGUCUUCCAUCUCCAGCUCUGUGUUGUGCCUGUGGCCUCUGCAUCAUGUUGGCAGGAAUUAACAUAACUCUUGUAGGAGCCUUUGCAUUUGGUACCUUCUUACCUGUGAACAAUCCCCCCAUCAUUAUUGGGCCCAUCUUGCUAGUGGUUGCCUUCACCUUCUUUGCAGCCUGUUGCAUCUGCAGUCGGAGACCUCCAGCUCAUGGCCAGAGGAAGUCCAAACCCGGCUCCAAUAUUGGCAUCAUUAAGCCGGGCCAUGCCACAUUUGAGAUAGAGACCAGUGAGCAUACAGUGCAAGACACGACUGCAGUCCAGCUCAGCCCCACAAACUCACCAGUGUCUUCGAAGAAAUCCACUCCAGUCCAUGAAAACUCAAAGACGUGCAAACUGUUCACAAUGGAUGCCAACAAUCCUGGAGCCAAGUAUACAGCCAGUGCUGAGGCGAUACAACUGAACCUUCCCCGUGACUUGGGCUCAUCAUCAUAG
Hemiscyllium ocellatum (epaulette shark) is the source of this 552-nucleotide messenger RNA. RefSeq names its product transmembrane protein 275a (gene tmem275a). The transcript has a single exon. The record is from RefSeq and is a predicted model, not a curated record. NCBI's taxonomy places the organism in Eukaryota, Metazoa, Chordata, Chondrichthyes, Orectolobiformes, Hemiscylliidae. The coding region runs from base 1 to 552 and encodes 183 amino acids.